CCCGCCGCCGACCGCCGCGUGCCGCCCGCUCCGCGACGCGCAAUAAACUUCGCAACUACAUCGCGACUCGUCGCCGCCAAAUAUCGUAGUCAAGUGCACUUUAACGGCUAAGAUAUAACCUUGCAUCUAUGAAGUAGAGUAACGGUAGUAGAGUGAAGUUUCAGUGAAAGUGCUACGCAUUUUGUUGUGCUACACUGCGCGCUACGCGAAAGUGCAAACUGCGCUCGGAAGCUGUAGCAUCGAAUGUCAAUAAUAUUCUGCAUCGGUGCGUUGGUCCCUGUCGUCGGUGGUUAUUUCCUUAAUAACAACAGAAAACUGCACUGUCUCCCAGCCAAUCAGCACUCUCAGUCAAACAAUUGAUGAACGAGAAAUUUAACUGAAAGUGGACGGAAAAAAUCAAACAAUAAUGGGCCAGGCGGUGGAAGCGUGCGUGGUGGAGCGCUAGGAUGCGACGGGGCGACGCGGUGCGCUGGCGACAUGAACGGGACAGCGCCGCUCGAGUGCUACACGGACCUGGAGGUGUCGGACGCCGACAAGCUCUUUCGGUUCAUCGUCCACGGCGUGCUGCUCAACGCCAUCGGCGCGGGCGGACUGCUGGGCAACGCGCUCUCUGUGCUCGUGCUCUCCAGGCCGCAGAUGCGCUCCUCCAUCAACUGCCUACUCAUCGGCCUCGCCGCCUGCGACACUGUGCUCAUCUUCACGUCCAUCCUGCUGUUCGGCCUCACGGCGAUAUACCCGUACACGGGCGCGAUGCGCUACUACUACUACCACGUGUGUCCCCACAUCACGCCGUACGCGUACCCCAUAGCGAACGUCGCGCAGACGAUGUCGGUCUACCUCACGCUGAUAGUCACGGUGGAGCGGUGGGUGGCGGUGUGCCAUCCUUUUCGCGCGAAAUCUCUGUGCACUUCGUCGAGGGCGAGGUGGUACGUAUUGGGGACUGCCACUUUUGCUUUUAUAUACAAUGCCCCAAAAUUUUUCGAAGCGGAGGUAGUGCCGGAAGGCGCCCCAGAACUCGGUGAGGUCAUAUACUGCGUGCAAGCGGACAUGGACUUCCGAACGGAUACUUACGUCGCGGUCUACAUACACUGGAUGUACCUGGUCGUGAUGUACAUCGUGCCGUUCUCAGCGCUGGCCGCGCUAAACGCGUGCAUCGUGCUGCAAGUUCACCGGGCGCAAGCGGAGCGGGCGCGCUUGUCCCGCGUGCAGCGCCGCGAGCUCGGCCUGGCUACUAUGCUGCUCGUGGUCGUGCUGGUCUUUUUCCUGUGCAACCUGUUGCCUCUAGUCACGAACGCCUUUGAGGUGUUUCUCGGUGAAGCGUUCGACCACUUGGAUCCUCUCGUAAAGACGAGCAACCUGUUAGUCACGAUAAACAGUAGUGUCAACUUCGUGAUAUACGUGAUUUUCGGAGAAAAGUUCAAGAGGAUAUUUUUGAAAAUGUUCUGUGCGGGUCGAUUGCGCCGCGGGCGGGACUCGCCCGAGCACACGAGGGACGACUCCUUCGCGUCGUGCGGCGAGCGGGUGUCGCUCAGACUGGUGCGGAACGGGACGCUGCGACGGUCGGACCUGAGGUCGGCGCGCAUCAACCGCUCGCGGCGCGCUGCGUCGCCCGCGCCCACGGUGUACUACCCGGCGCCCACCACGCCCUCCACGGACGUGUCCAUCGCGUCGCUCGACGGCACCACGACCACGCGGUGGAACGGCAACUCCCGCCUUCACUUCUGACGGCGCGACUCGUAAUUUCAUAUUCAACUGAUUCCUGCGCAUUAGCGUUCUGUGUAUAUUGUGUAAAUAGUUUAGAUACCUAGGUUAACUCAAACUUUUUGUGACGUACGACUCGAGCUCAACAUAAUUAAAGAAAGACAUGUUUAAUAGACUUGAAUGUAUUAAAUAAGAAUAACGUUACCUCUGAAUAUUGUAAUUUUAUUCCAUCCUCCUAUUUUUUAUUAUCUGUGAACAUAUUAGUGUUACGUAGCAAAAUAUACGUAUUUUUAUCAUAACACUUAAUGAUACGUUUAUGAUCUUUACUUUUAAUAUCUCGGCAUCAAAAGCCCUUUCACAAAACACAUUGCGCCAUAUAUUAGAUCUGAUAUCAUCGUCAAUAUAAUUAUGUAACGCAAUUUGUUUAAAUUAUGCUAAAAUAAAUGAAGCGCUAUCGAAAUAGAAACUGCCAUUGAAACAUAUUAUGAUUAAUGUGUAGCAAUAAUGUUUGUGAAAACUGUAAGGGCCUCUUGACGUGUUCACUGUGUAAACGUUUUGUUCCAACAAUAUUAAUUUAUAGGCAUAAUCUAAUUUCCUAAUUGUAC
This is a messenger RNA of Colias croceus (clouded yellow), 2306 nucleotides long. RefSeq names its product FMRFamide receptor-like (gene FMRFaR). Gene Ontology annotation, molecular function: G protein-coupled receptor activity. Gene Ontology annotation, cellular component: membrane. The transcript has 4 exons. Gene Ontology annotation, biological process: G protein-coupled receptor signaling pathway. NCBI's taxonomy places the organism in Eukaryota, Metazoa, Arthropoda, Insecta, Lepidoptera, Pieridae. The coding region runs from base 478 to 1725 and encodes 415 amino acids. The record is from RefSeq and is a predicted model, not a curated record.